Messenger RNA from Anisakis simplex (herring worm), 417 nucleotides. The record is from the annotation of a GenBank genome assembly. NCBI's taxonomy places the organism in Eukaryota, Metazoa, Nematoda, Chromadorea, Rhabditida, Anisakidae.
CUGUUAGUUGACGUUAUUGGAAUUGCAAAAGAAAGCAUUAUAACAAGACAUCGCAUUAUUGCAGUCAGUUAUUCGAGAACUUUUGGUGCACGUUUCACAAGUUCACCGAACUUCCCGGUACCGUCAAAUGGAAGCGUUGCAUCGCGCAUAUCUGAGUUCGAAAAACGACCCGGUGCACCGAACUUACUGCAAAUUGCGUGUGCAUUGAGCGGCAUCUCACAAAGAACCGAUGUGACAGCAAUGCGCUCACCAAUUGGACCAAUGUCACCACGCUCAUCGGUCUAUCGUACGAAGCCAAUAAUUCACGCAGAUUUCGGUGGUAUAUCGCCUAAACCGCACACCGAAACCAGUGGAAGUCCAACAUCCGUAUUUGAAUUUCCACCAUCAAAACAACUUUUCGAUGUAAAGGUUCGUUAG